Molecule: messenger RNA, 522 nt
Organism: Mycosarcoma maydis (corn smut)
Lineage: Eukaryota; Fungi; Basidiomycota; Ustilaginomycetes; Ustilaginales
Product: putative ubiquitin-conjugating enzyme E2
Exons: 1
Coding region: 1-522 (173 amino acids)
Source: RefSeq, a predicted model, not a curated record
AUGGCAUUGGCAACGACGACGAAACGGCUGCUGAAAGAAUACCAGACCGCGUCGCGCGAGCUCGGUCUGGCACCUAACACGGCACGCAGUGCGUCGGCGAAUCCGGACCUGCUCGAGUUGCGACCUUACGAUGUCGAAGGCGAAGAUCUCUUCGAAUGGACCGCCCUGCUUCGCGGCCCUUGCACUGGCAACUACGCCUGCGGCCUAUUCCACCUUUCCAUCCUGAUCCCGCCUACAUACCCGACCAAACCACCAACGAUCAAGUUCCGCACAAAGAUCUUCCACCCCAACGUCGCCUGGAAGGACGGCGAGAUCUGCCUCGACAUCCUACAGGCGCAAUGGUCCCCAGCAUGGACACUCAGCUCUGCCUGCACCGCCAUCCUGGCCUUGCUCGAUUCUCCAGAACCAGAUAGCCCACUCAACGUCGACGCCGCAACCCUCUACAGGACCGGCGACAAAAGGGCCUACCAAAGCAUGUGUCGCAUGUACACCCGCUUGUACGCUAGCAACCAAGACACCUGA